This is a messenger RNA of Drosophila melanogaster (fruit fly), 498 nucleotides long. RefSeq lists its product as uncharacterized. The record is from RefSeq and is marked reviewed. Bases 1 to 498 code for a protein of 165 amino acids. The transcript is spliced from 4 exons. Lineage: Eukaryota; Metazoa; Arthropoda; Insecta; Diptera; Drosophilidae.
AUGGCAAUCAAGCUGAUUUUGUUCAUUUCCUUUUUGAUGUACUCUACAUGUUAUUUCACAGAGGUUUAUUCCCUAGUGGAAUUUGCAAACGUUCAGUGCGAGUCUCUGGAUAAGGACUUUGCUUUAAUUGAAUAUUGUUAUCUGAAAUCUGUAAACCGAUCUUACAAAUAUGUUUCGAUUAAAGUUAACCUCCUUAAGCUACCUAUAUCCAAAGUUAAGAUACGGUUUGGUCUCUAUAAACGAUUUACUGGAUAUAAGCCUUUUCUCUACAAUGCGACUUUGGACGCGUGUAAAUUUCUUAAAUCGCCGAAUUCCAAUCCGGUCGCUCUUUUUUUUAUAAUUCAUGAUAUUGUGCUGGAUAAGAUGUCAUAUCAUAGCGUAAAUAAUAAGCUGACCAAAAUACUGCCCUUCCCAGAGGGACAUUAUAUGAUUGAAAUUCACUGGAUAGCCUACGAGAUUAAUCGAGCUAUAACUAAAUUAUAUUGGACACUUACAUGA